This is a messenger RNA of Phytophthora sojae, 1569 nucleotides long. RefSeq lists its product as hypothetical. Gene Ontology annotation, cellular component: membrane. The record is from RefSeq and is a predicted model, not a curated record. Gene Ontology annotation, molecular function: hexose transmembrane transporter activity. Gene Ontology annotation, biological process: monosaccharide transmembrane transport. Bases 1 to 1569 code for a protein of 522 amino acids. The transcript has a single exon. NCBI's taxonomy places the organism in Eukaryota, Oomycota, Peronosporomycetes, Peronosporales, Peronosporaceae.
AUGGCAGGUGAGACCAAGUCCCCCGCCGCAUCACCAGUUAUCAAGGACCCUGCCUACGUGGAGGUCACGACGCCAGAUGCCGAGCUCGCCCACAUCGACCAAGAAGCCGCAGAGGCGCGCAUGCACGUCCAGCCCACGUACAUCCUGUGGACGAGCGCCAUGCUCGCGUUCGUGCUGCCGCUGCAGUUCGGUUGGUCGACCUCGCAGCUCAACCUUCGCAAGUUCAACAAUGUCGACGACUGCAAUGCUCGGCCAGUAGUGGAAGGCACGUGCAUCAUGUUCCCAGGCCACACCAAGUUCCAGUGGACCAUCGUCGUGAACGCAUGGAUUGUCGGUGGCAUGAUCGGUGCCGGCCUUGUUGGCAAGUUUGCCGAUCGUUUUGGUCGUAAGCAAGUUCUGGUCUACAACUGCGGCUUCAUCGUAGCGGGAGCUGUCAUCAUGGCUUCGGUGUCGAACCUGUGGGUGUUCGCAGUCGGCCGUCUGCUUGCUGGUAUUGCCUCUGGUGCGACGACGGGCAACGUCGGUGGCUACAUCAACGAGAUCUCGCCUCCCCACCUCCGUUCGCUUCUCGGCGCCGUCCUCCACAGUGGCAUCACUGUCGGUAUCCUGCUGGCGGCAACAACGUUCUUCUACAUGGACUUCCACAACGGCUGGCGUUACAUUGCUGCGUUCCCGAUCGUGCUGGCGGCCAUCUUCCUGAGCAUGUCGCCGUUCCUGAUGGUGGAGUCGCCUGUGUGGCUGCUGCUUAAGGGGCGACGCGCUGAGGCCGAGGCUGUGCUCGCCCGUCUGUUCGGUGCUGAGAGCGUGCCCGUGGCUCUGGAGUGGAUCGAGUCAAAGCGUAAGCACGACAUGGAGAUGCAGUCGAGCACGUGGAGCGAGACGGGCAAUGACGUCGUCCGUAGCGGCAAGGGUGUGUCCUUCUCGGAGCUGAUCGCGCCUCCUCUUCGCCGCCAAUUUAUUAUCGCCUUCGGCGUCGCCGUGAUGCAGAAGAUCACGGGUAUCAACACGGUGUUCUACUACUCGUCGGACCUGUUCAACCAGGCCGGUCUGAGCAACGCCCGUGUGAGUGCUGUCAUCAUCGACAUCGUCAACAUGCUGCCGACGUUGGUCUCGGGUUUCUUCGCUGCUCACUUCGGCAACCGUCGCAUGCUGCUGUGGGGCCUGGCCGGCAUGUUCAUCAGCGCUAUCGGCGUGACACUCUCGCUAUCGUUCAGCUGGUCGGCGCUGUCGAUUCUGUUCAUCGCGACAUACGUGGCCUCGUUCGGUGUGAGUCUUGGCCCCCUGAUGUACGUGGUCAUUGCCGACAUCUUCCCCGACUACGCGCGUGCCACCGUCACCUCCAUUUGCGUGCUUACCGCUUGGUCCGCAAACCUGGUCGUGGGCGUAGGCUACCCUUACAUCUCAAGUGCGCUGGAUGACCUGGCGUACGUUCCGUUCGUGGUGCUGCUGGCCAUCUCGUUCGUGUUCGUGUUCUUCCUGCUCCCAGAGACGUCGGGCAAGACCAACGACGAGAUCCAGGAGGAGUUCCGCGCCAUCCGCCAGAACAAGCGCCGCGCGGCUGAGAAUUAG